CCUUGAACUCAACCUCAUGUCACACAGCCUCUCGGGAGGCCUGAUAAUCAUUGAUUUCACAAGAAAUAAGAGAAACGAGCGUAUUUUCUGUCUCUUCGAACUGUCUUCUCAUCCAUCACAUCAAUCCUCAAUUUUUUUCACUUGAUCAAUUAUCAUGGACAACUCAGAAAUUACAGAAGUCGCCCAGCCCUCUGAUGCUCCUUCAUGGCUCAAGUUCCUUGACGAAAGAAUUGAAGAGGAGCGCGAUGAAUUAUUCUCAGAAUCCCCAUCCUACGAAAUUGUUCGAGAUCUACUGGUUGCCUCUGAAGACGACGAUACCGCAGUAUCACAAGCCGUCACCAAGUUCUAUGGUCUUUAUAAAGCUGAAGCCGGCCGGCAAAGCAAAAUGCCUGAUCACGGAGCUGGAUACUACCUGAACACAAUUUCAGUAAUUGCAUUUGAAGUCGCUCCCAAGGUGUGGUAUGCGAGCUGGCGGCAUGACAGGAUCACAGAGUUCUUGAUUGCGAUUAAGGAUGGAGCAGCAAAAGAGUUCGAUGAAGAGGAUCCUCAAUUCGUCUGGAUUGGUUGGGGACUUGAAGCUGCAGCCAACGAGUCUUGGAAUGCUGGUCAUGUUGAUACCUACACAGCAAAGAACUCACAAGAACCUGAAGAUGUAUGGGCAGGAGAAUGGUUCAGCUCAUGUGCUUUACUCGCCAAGCUCUUCCGAGGAGGCUGUCUAGACAACGAUGGUCAACACUGGAUUAUGAAAGACUUGGAAAGAACGUUUGAGGUCUGCACGUCGGGCGACAUAAAGACAGAUGCAGGUCGCCAGGCUCAGGUUCUUGCAGCCAUCAAUCAUAUACUUCUCGCAGGGGAGGUAUUUGUAAAAGGCGCCAAGAAUCCUUUGCCGAAGUGGAAGUUUGAGCUGAAUGCUACAAAGUGGAAGCUUUGGGCAUCGAAGAUUAAGGAGGUUGCUGAGACGGUGGAUGAGACUGCCAGGUGGGACCUUAAGGACAGGGCCCAGAAGGCUUACGAGAAGAUGGUUGAGCUAUAUCCGGAAGCUUUCUCAUCGGAUUAGUCUGGGGCGGGUUGAGGGUAUGAUAGAACUGACUAACAGGGACAAAGAUGGAUGUUUAUAAAUUAUAUAUGUAUUUUGUAUUUGGAGAACGGCGGAGGUUCAGGUUUUAU
This is a messenger RNA of Fusarium oxysporum Fo47, 1167 nucleotides long. RefSeq lists its product as uncharacterized. Bases 155 to 1057 code for a protein of 300 amino acids. NCBI's taxonomy places the organism in Eukaryota, Fungi, Ascomycota, Sordariomycetes, Hypocreales, Nectriaceae. The record is from RefSeq and is a predicted model, not a curated record. The transcript is spliced from 3 exons.